CGACGAAGAGCGGCAGUUAGGGCAAUGGAGAGCCCACGAUGAUGUCGCCGCCAGUGGCGAGCGGCUUUGGGACUACUGGGUGGGAGCGAGAUGUCACGAGCUAUUCAGCUUCCAAUCCCCUGCCCUGUACAGCUUGGUUCAUUAAGGAAUGACUCUCUGGAAGCUCAGUUCCAUGAAUAUGUCAAACAAGGAAACUAUGUUAAAGUGAAAAAAAUUCUGAAGAAAGGAAUUUAUGUUGACACUGUGAAUUCCCUGGGCCAGACAGCGCUUUUCACUGCAGCAUUAUUAGGUCUUCCCAAAUUAGUUGAUGUCCUGGUAGAUUAUGGAUCAGACCCAAAUCAUCGCUGCUUUGAUGGAAGUACACCUGUUCAUGCAGCAGCAUUUUCAGGCAAUCAGUGGAUCCUCAGCAAAUUGUUGGAUGCAGGUGGUGACCUGAGACUCCAUGAUGAAGAUGGCAAAAAACCUCAGAGCUGGGCAUUGUCUGCAGGGAAGGAGAGAAGCACAGCGAUGUUGGAGUUCAUGCACCGCUGUGCCUCUCAUAUGCAGGCAAUAAUUCAGGGAUUUUCUUAUGAUCUGCUGAAGAGGAUUGACUCUCCACAGAGACUCAUCAGUAGCCCAUCCAGAUUUGGCAGCCUGAUACAUGGAAACCCUGACAGCUCUCCUAACCGCUUGCUCAAACCUGGUGUUGUUUCUUCCAAAAACAUCUACAGCUUCGGUUUUGGGAAGUUUUAUCUCACAGGAGGGACACAGCUGGCUUAUUUAGGAUCUCUCCCAGUCAUCGGAGAAAAGGAAGUGAUUCAAGCAGAUGAUGAACCAACCUUCUCUUUCUGUAGUGGUCCCUACAUGGUCAUGACAAAUCUGGUGUGGAAUGGCAGUAGAGUCACCGUAAAGGAACUCAAUUUUGCAACUCACCAAAAUUGCAGUAAGCUUCGAUUUGCUGACUUGCUGAUUGCAGAACAGGAGCAUAGUAGUAAAUUACGCCAUCCCCAUUUGCUGCAGCUGAUGGCCGUGUGUUUGUCUCAGGAUCUAGAAAAAACUCGUUUGGUAUAUGAGCGGAUUAACAUUGGCUCCUUGUACAGCAUCCUUCAUGAAAGGCGUUCUCAAUUUCCUGUCUUGCAUAUGGAGGUGAUUGUGCAUUUACUCCUCCAGAUUAAUGAUGCACUAAGAUAUUUGCACUCCAGAGGAUUUGUGCACCGCUCGGUUAGUUCCUAUGCUGUCCAUAUCGUGUCAGCAGGUGAAGCAAGACUGACCAACUUGGAAUACAUGAUAGAAAGUCAGGACGGAGGUGCUCACAAGGACCUGACUCGUGUUCCCAUCCCAGCUUUACUGUACAGUUGGUCUGCUCCAGAGGUAAUCUUGCAGAAGGCUGCUACAGUCAAAUCAGACAUCUACAGCUUUUGUAUCAUCAUACAAGAAAUCUUAACAGAUACUCUACCCUGGAAUGGUCUAGAAGGCUCUGUUAUUAAGGAAGCUAUAAUUUUGGGGAAUCAUUUAGAAGUAGAUGCCAGACUUCCAAAAACUUACUAUGAUAUUGUUAAGACAGGCAUAGAGGUCAGACAAAAAGACCGGACUAUGAACCUUCAAGAUAUUCGAUAUAUUCUAAAGAAUGACUUAAAGGAUUUAAUUGAGGCCCAGAGAACCCAUCCAGUUGAAAACACAAAUGUUCAGAAAUAUAAAAAGCAUCAUGACAUAAAUAUUUACUUUGGCAUGACAUCAGAAAAUAAGAGAGAAGCCCUUGAUUUGGAAGUUCGGGAGCUGAAGGAAACAGGCUGUCAGCCCGAUUCACCAGGAUGUCACUCAUCUUUACCUGAAAAAGCAGCACUGGAUUGUGAGGUUUUGAAUCACAGUAUAACAGCUAAACAAACUGAGAGUCCAGAAAAUCUGUCUGAAUUGGCCAGGGCUUGUAGCCCAAGUUGUGGAGAUGAGAGCCUCUGUAGUUUCGAAAUAAAUGAAAUCUACUCUUGUUACUUGGACAUGUGUGAUGAUGAUUUGGGAGAAAUUACUACAUCAGAUAUAUCUUUAGGAAAUGGAAAAAACCAAGGAGAAGAAACUAAAUCUAUAACUGGAGAGUCGCCUGAAAUAAAUAAAGCUGCCCACUUGGAUUAUGGCGAGGAAAGUCCUAUUUCUGAAGCAGGCACAGAGUCAUCCUCUGAGCACUGGGAUCCUCUCAGUGACACUUUGAAUUCACAUGUGCAGGAGGUGACCAGGGAAGCCAAGCUUGACAUGAGCAGCAGGUCCAGAAUAGAGCAAUAUAUCAGUAAGUGUAUUCUCAACUUGAAGAUCUCUCAGACCUUAAUGCAGCAGGCGACUGAAUCCCUGCGAAAUGCAGAACAGAAGAUAGGCAAACUAGAGGUGAUGAGAAAACGACAGGAGCAGCAGAUGUCCUCCUCGUGGGCUGCCCUAAGGUUUUGUGCCAGGGGUUAUGACUCAUCAGCUGUGUGGGCUGCCUUCGGGCCCCCAGCAAAGUGCUACAUCCCUCCUUCCAUGCAGGCACCAGGACAGCAGCCUGGCUGUGUUGACUAUUUCCAGAACUUGGUGAAGACAGCUCGAGCAAUGAGAGAAUUACAGGGUAUGGGUCUUGGCAGCACCGGCCAAAGAUACAAGAGAAAAGGUGGUCACAGCUGGAAGCCUUUCGAGUCUGUUCCUGAAGAAAGUAUUGGAGACCAGGCUGAAAAGAACCAGCAGGUAAAUGAGGGGAGCAAGGAGAUGGAAGCAAGGAAUGCACUGGCCUGGACACCACUCUCGUCAUCAUCCUUUUGUGGAGCCAAUAGACAGUGCACAAAUGUUAAGUUACAGUACCCACAAGGAAAUGAUGAGAGUUUGGAAAUUACUGCCAGAAACCAAGAUACAGUCAGGAUGAAUUUGGAAUCAAUACCAUCUGAAUUCUAUAACUCAAAGACAAGAAAUGAAGAUAGUGGAGAAGCACGAUUAAAAUGGACAACUGAAGUGAAAGAAAUGGCUGAAAAGGCAGCUAGUGGACAGCUUGGAAGUCUUCUUUGGUAUCCUCAGAGCAAUCUCACUUCAGACAGUGAAACAGAAAAUGAUUCUGAAUGCAUGCAGCAGCUUCCUCCUAGAGAACCAGUGAAUGCUGACUGCCACCAGACUGAUCUUCUCAGAGAUUGUGAUGAUCCAGACAGAAAGGACCAGUGUGAGAAAACCAUCCAUAAUGACUCAGACAGUGAGGACAGUGAGGGGGAGACCAGGUUCCAAAAUGUAACAGACACAAGACACCACUUGCCAAGAAAGAAAAAUCAUCCAGAACAUAGAGGAGCCUUUCACAAGCGUUUUGACUCUCCUGAAGGAAUUGAGAAGCUCUGUAGUGAGCAUUCUGUGGAAUCACCUUGUUCAGUAGAUUCUUCUGAGGAUGUAACAGAUGAAUUUCUAACCCCUGAUCAUGACUACUUUUACACCCCAACUGUUGAAGAACAUUUAGAAGUUAAGGUAAAAGUUAAGUCACAGACUUUAAGUCAUGAAGAAGAUGACUUGGAAGUCACACAAGAAGUCUGUGGUGUCCGAAAACAAGACUCUAGUAAUACAUGGUCAGGUGGAAAAAGGUUUCAAGUGAUUGAAAAAAACCUUGGAAAUAAGUCUGAGUGUGUGACAGAACUUCAGUUCACACCAAUAAGCUCAUUGGUAGAUAUUCAGGAGUUGUCUAGCAUUUCAUGGGAACAAGGAAGCUCUUGUAAGGAAAUCCCCUGCAAAACACCCAAAACAAGCCAUGGACCAACCAGUGUCAGCACUCCACUCAGCCCAGUAGCAGAGACAGCUUCAUCAGCCUUCAGUCUGUAUAAAGACUGUUCUGAAGGGAGCUCAUCCCAGCCUAAAGCCCAAGAGACCUCUUGCUGGGACAGCCAGGAGGCCAUCAGGACAGUGUCAAAUACAUUCACGAUAGUCAGCAGUGAAAAAGGCCUGAGAACGGAUUCCUUCUUCCCCUCUGAAAUGCCUUCCUUUGCAUUGACAGACCAUGGUAGCUUGUCCACAUUCAGGGAACCUGCUUCUUCUGUCACCAAGGUCAAAGCAGAAUCUGGGAAACUACUCCCUGAUACUCAGCAAAGCAGACUACAGAAAGACAUAGCAGAUUCUCCUUCACUGGAGUGUAUUGACGAGCUACCUCCACCUUCCCAGGAACUCCUUGAUGAAAUAGCUCUAGAUAAAAAGCAUUUAGAAGAAAAGCUAAUUGAGAAUAAAGGAGAAGAUGGCAGUAUACUUUGGACCAAAGAAACCCUGUACCUAACAGAAGACACAGACAGGGCUCACUCUACUCUGGAUGAGGACUUGGAAAGAUGGCUACAGCCAUCUGAGAAGAGCAGAGCACUUCAAGAAGGUUUUACAAAGAACCCUGCAAGGGAGACAAGUGUAAGAAAUCAAGAGGUAGGCGAAAAGAAGAAAAAGGGGGAAGAAGGGGCCAAGGCAGAGAAAAGGAAAACAGACAGCUUUCCUGGGAGCCCUGAAGAUCAGGAAGAACUGAAACCUGGUUUGUGGCAUUGCCUGGGUUGGACCCAACCAUCCAGGAUAAUCGUUCUGGAUCAGAGCAACACCUCAGACUAAUCUGAAUUAGAGAGUAAAUAAGUUUCCAGUAUGUUUUUGUGUUCUCCCUGUUGCACGCUCCCUGCCUCUGGUUGUCCAUGAUCCUUACGACUCUCAUCAAAUCCUCCUGCAGUUGGUGGUGCUUGGACUUAUCUCUUCACUAUAACAGACAUGAGAGGUUUGCCUGCAUCCACUUGCUGGUGCAUACAGCCUUAUUCUUUAGUCUCCAUUUACUGGUGAGAGUUUGGGGUGUAAAAAUAUUUUUGUGGGUCUAUAAAUUUGAUGCUGUGCCUGGCAAUAGCUCCUGGUCUUAUUAUGAUGGAAUGAAGCAAACAUUUACUGUUGGUUGUUGUGUAAUAAAUGUUCCCUGUGUUAGACCAGUCUGGUUUCCAUUGUGUAAGAU
Messenger RNA from Dromiciops gliroides (monito del monte), 4930 nucleotides. It is a transcript of the gene TEX14, whose product is annotated as testis expressed 14, intercellular bridge forming factor. Gene Ontology annotation, cellular component: midbody; kinetochore; intercellular bridge. The transcript has 30 exons. The record is from RefSeq and is a predicted model, not a curated record. Bases 91 to 4548 code for a protein of 1485 amino acids. Gene Ontology annotation, biological process: protein phosphorylation; mitotic spindle assembly checkpoint signaling; intercellular bridge organization. Gene Ontology annotation, molecular function: protein kinase activity; ATP binding; protein binding. NCBI's taxonomy places the organism in Eukaryota, Metazoa, Chordata, Mammalia, Microbiotheria, Microbiotheriidae.